Molecule: messenger RNA, 2232 nt
Organism: Penicillium arizonense
Lineage: Eukaryota; Fungi; Ascomycota; Eurotiomycetes; Eurotiales; Aspergillaceae
Product: transient receptor potential ion channel family protein
Exons: 2
Coding region: 1-2232 (743 amino acids)
Biological process (GO): fungal-type cell wall biogenesis; transmembrane transport
Source: RefSeq, a predicted model, not a curated record
AUGCGGUUAAUAUCGCUUCUGACAUGCUUCGUCGCCUUUUUGGCGCCGAUGGCAUCUGCUGUCAAACUCCUCGAAUCUAAUGCUCUGAAUGUGUGCAUGGAGAGUAGUAACUUCACAGCAACAUACUUCAACGUUGUCUUCUAUCCGGGCAAUAACUCCCUAGUGAUCGGAUUUGAUGGUGUUUCAUACAUCACGGGUAAGGUCACUGCUGAUCUGACAAUUACCGCCUAUGGUUACGAGGCACUCACCAAGACCCUCGAUCCCUGCUCAAUUGCUGGCAUGGGCAUGUGUCCUAUGGCUGCUGGACCGAUGGAUUUGGGUCCACUGUCUCUCGAUCUGCCCUCGGACACCGCCGCGAACAUUCCAGGUAUCGCCUAUACCGUUCCAGACCUUGACGCCAAUGUUCGCAUUACCAUCAAGACAAAGGAUACGCAAGAGAAGAUUGCUUGUGUCGAAGCCUCACUUUCCAACGGUAAAACAGUGGAUCAAGUCGGAGUCGCAUGGACAACUGCUGUCAUCUCCGGCUUGGGUCUUGCUGCAUCCGCUAUUACUUCUGGUCUCGGUCACUCUAAUACUGCGGCGCACGUUGCAGCAAAUGCCCUUUCUCUCUUCGGAUUUAUGCAAUCGCAAGCGAUGAUUGGCAUGACCUCUGUGCACAUGCCCCCAAUUGUGGAGGCAUGGACUCAGAACUUCCAAUGGAGUAUGGGUAUUAUCCGCGUUGGAUUCAUCCAGACUAUUGCGACCUGGUAUCAGCGAGCAACUGGUGGAACCCCCUCGACUCUCCUGUCCCAGCUUGGUGAUACUUCUGUUGAAGUCCUCAAGCGUCGCAAGCGUGACCUUCCCGACUCUGCACUUAACAUGCUGAAGAGAGCCUCUAACUCACCAAUUAUGAAGCGCGCAGCUGGUUUGUUCAAGCGAACCGACUCAAACCAAAAGCUCGUUGUCGUGCGAGGUAUUGAUCGUGUCGGCUUCCGUUCCAACAUUGAAGAAACCAACAUUUUCCUCACUGGUUUGAUCUUCUUCGCGGUAUUCGUCGUCAUUGUCGUCAUCAUCGUUGCAGCAUUCAAGGGUAUCACCGAGCUGCUAGUUAAGCACGGCAAAAUGAAGAGUGACCGUUUCCAGGACUUCCGCAACGGAUGGAAAGUUGUCCUGCGUGGCAUUCUGUUCCGUCUCACUUUGAUCGGUUUCCCUCAAAUGUGUGUCCUCUGUCUCUGGGAAUUCACUCAACGCGACUCCGCGGCCGAGGUGGUUUUGGCAGCGGUUAUGCUUCUGUCUAUGCUCAUCUCUCUCGGAUGGGCCGCCCAGAAGGUUAUCCGGUUGGCAAAGCGCUCAGUUACCAUGCACAAGAACCCCGCCUAUAUCCUCUACUCCGAUCCUUCCUGCCUAAACAAAUGGGGCUUCUUAUACGUGCAGUACCGCGCCACGGCAUACUACUUCGUCGUUCCCUUCCUCAUCUAUACUCUGAUUAAGAGUAUGUUCAUCGGUCUGAGCCAACCUGCACCGGUCGUGCAGACAGUGGCCCUCGUGGUUCUUGAACUCGCCAUGUUGAUCGCCGUUUGCGUCCUUCGUCCCUGGAUGGACAAGAAGACCAACAUCUACAACAUUUCCAUUGCAGUCAUCAACUUCCUCAACUCCAUCUUCCUGCUGGUCUUCUCUGACGUUUUCAACCCCCCGGGUCUGAUGAUUGGUGUCAUGGGUGUUAUCUUCUUUGUCUACAACGCCGUGUUCGCCUUGGUACUUCUGAUCCUCGUUCUGAUUGCCUCGGUGUACGCCAUUGUGUCGAAGGACCCCGAUACUCGUUACCAGCCCAUGCGUGACGACCGUGGCUCCUUCAUCAAGUCCCAGACCCAGCUCACUACGGAGCUGGACGCCCUUGGUGCCACCGCCCGCGGUGAUGUCAAGUCUGGACAAUACCACAACAACCCCUUCGAUGACGACGCCGUCUCUAUCUCAAGCGGAAAUGGUGCCAGCCUCGGCCACCACCAGAUGGAAUCCACCAACCCGCACCACCCCAGUGUCCGCCAGGCCCCCGCCUCGCCGGUUGACCCAUCAGUGCCACUGUUCCCUACCAACAGAGGUUCUCCCCCUGGAUACGACCAAUUUGGUCGGUCUCCCUCGCCCGCCGCUCGGGGCUAUGACAACGCCCCGGUCGGCCAAUCUGCUUUGUCGACCACUUACCGGGCCCAAAAUAACGCCAGUCCAUGGCAAAGGGGAGCUGGUUACGAUCAUUAA